Dictyostelium purpureum is the source of this 509-nucleotide messenger RNA. RefSeq lists its product as uncharacterized. The record is from RefSeq and is a predicted model, not a curated record. Lineage: Eukaryota; Evosea; Eumycetozoa; Dictyosteliales; Dictyosteliaceae. Bases 47 to 430 code for a protein of 127 amino acids. The transcript has 3 exons.
CACACACAUAUAGUUAUAAAAUUAAUAUAAUAAAAGAAAUAAAAAUAUGCAAAUGAUUGAUGCUGAAAUAAUUAAAAAGUGCGAAUAUAUGGACAAUGAAGCAUCGUUAUGCUUUUUAUUAAUCAAAGAUGAUAAUAUUGUUUACAAAUCCAAAUCAUUUUUAUUAUUAGAUAGUGAUAUAUUACAAUUUAAAGAGCUUUUUACAGCUUUUAAUCAGGGACAGUUAUUAUCUAUUAAUAAUGCACCAUUUAGCGUAGAUGAAAAGGAUAAUGUAGAGAAUAAUUAUUUUACAGGCAAGGAUAACAAUGGUAAUAUAAUCCAUAUCAAAGAGACACUAGGUUUCAUCUUUGUGGUAAUUGUUUCUCCAGACUCUUCAUUAAAAAGAAAGGAAAUCUUGGAAUUAGCUCACAAUCUUAUUGAAGUAAAAUAAAGAUAGAGAAUAAUAUAUAAAUAAAAAAAAAAUAAAAAAUUAAAUAAAUAAUAUAUAUUUUGUUGUUUUUAUUUAAAUU